CCCCAUCCGCAACCCUUGCCGUCGCAGCCACCCCCAGCCACCUUCCGCAGGGAUACGAGCGUGGAGGGCUGUAGAGACACCGCCGCUGCCGCUGACUGCUCAGGAGCAGCGAUGCCCGCCCGCCCGCUGAGAUCAACCGUCGCCGUGCCUUGCCCAGGGUGAGGAGGAUCGUUCUAAAAGCGGAGUCGUCGCCUGCUGUCGGUGCUAGUGCUCGUGUGUGUGUUUGUUCGAGUGCGUUUGAGGGCGGAGGAAGUAUGACGGACGUGUAUCAGCAACUGCCGCUCGCCGCAGCGCGCGGGGCAGGGGGCCCGCCGGGGUACGGCGCGCCACCCGCCAAGCACACUGUGCAUUGGUUCCGCAAGGGGCUUCGUCUGCACGACAACCCCAGCCUUCGGGAGGGGCUCAAGGGAGCCUCCACCUUCCGAUGCAUUUUCAUCCUGGACCCGUGGUUUGCGGGUUCUUCCAACGUCGGCAUCAACAAAUGGAGGUUCCUACUACAGUGCCUAGAAGAUCUGGACCAAAGUCUUCGGAAACUCAACUCACGGCUGUUCGUGGUCCGAGGACAGCCAGCUGAUGCACUACCUAAGUUAUUUAAGGAGUGGGGCACCACCAACUUGACGUUCGAGGAGGACCCCGAGCCGUUCGGCCGCGUGCGCGACCAGAACAUCAUGGCCAUGUGCCGCGAGAUGGGCAUCUCAGUCGUCAGCCGCGUCUCGCACACGCUGUACCGCCUCGAGAGCAUCAUCGAAAAGAACGGAGGGAAACCGCCGCUGACGUACCACCAGUUCCAAACGGUGGUGGCGUCCAUGGACUCGCCGCCGGCGGCCGAGCCGCGCAUCACGGCGCGCGCCAUCGAGGGCAUCCACACGCCGCUGCACGACGACCACGACGACCGAUUCGGCGUGCCCACGCUCGAGGAGCUCGGUUUCGACACGGAAGGUCUGCUGCCCCCUGUCUGGACAGGAGGAGAAUCAGAAGCUUUGGCGCGCCUGGAGAGGCACCUUGAGAGGAAAGCAUGGGUAGCAUCAUUUGGCCGGCCCAAGAUGACUCCCCAAUCUCUACAAGCUUCACAAACAGGACUUAGUCCAUAUCUUAGGUUUGGCUGUCUUUCUACCCGUCUCUUCUAUUACCAAUUGACAGAUCUGUACAAAAAGAUUAAAAAGGCCUGCCCACCAUUAUCUUUACAUGGUCAGUUGUUGUGGAGAGAAUUCUUCUACUGUGCUGCGACAAAUAACCCCAACUUUGAUCGAAUGAAUGGCAAUCCUAUUUGUGUUCAAAUACCUUGGGAUCGUAAUCCAGAAGCCUUAGCCAAGUGGGCCACUGGCCAGACUGGAUUCCCCUGGAUUGAUGCCAUUAUGACACAAUUAAGAGAAGAAGGCUGGAUCCACCAUUUGGCUAGGCAUGCUGUCGCAUGCUUCCUCACUAGAGGGGAUUUGUGGAUUUCAUGGGAAGAAGGCAUGAAGGUAUUUGAAGAGCUUCUGCUUGAUGCCGACUGGUCUGUAAAUGCAGGAAUGUGGAUGUGGCUAUCUUGUUCAUCAUUUUUUCAACAAUUUUUCCACUGCUACUGCCCUGUAAGAUUUGGGCGUAAAGCUGAUCCAAAUGGAGAUUACAUCAGAAAGUACCUGCCUGUACUGAAGAAUUUUCCUGCAAAAUACAUUCAUGAACCUUGGAAUGCUCCUGAGAGUGUGCAACGUGCAGCUCGAUGUAUUGUGGGCAAGGAGUACUCUCUGCCUAUGGUGAACCAUGCUGUGGCAUCCCGCAUCAACAUUGAGCGCAUGAAGCAGGUUUAUCAGCAGCUGAGCAAGUACAGGGGCCCUCCCGGCCUUCUGGCAGCAGUUCCAUCAAGUCAGCAACCUAACAGGCAGAGCAACACUAAUAAUCCUUGCAGCAAGUAUGGAAGUGGUGGUUUGGGCCGCAUCAAACAAGAAGAAGGAGACAUAGUCUCAGAUCAAGAAGGCAAAGAAAAUAAUCAUAAGCACCAUCACACACUUCACAGUUUAAAUCAACAGCACAAUUAAAUGAUUUCAGAAAUAUUUGAGACAACGAGAAAAUCUGUUUAUAUGUACAUUCAUGUGUGGAUUGCGCUGAGUGUCAUCGUUGGUGCAAAAUUAAACAAUUAUACAUCCUCUAGGAUGUGUUUUAAAUGAUUGCUGGGUUUUGUACAGCAGAGACAACUAUUAUCACAUGUUCUUUCAUUAUUCAACAUCGAACACUGCGUACGUUUUGGUAAUGAAGGACAUCUAAAUAAGUGAAAAAAGUAAUAGAGAUACUUAGUAUCUUGACAAUACAAGAAUGUAAGACUGGCUCAAGACUGCAUUUUAGUGAGUUGUUUUUUCUGUUAGCCAAAGGAAUGAUCAUUGUGCAUGAAGCAGAGAAAACUGAAGUAUAAAGUUUAUUUAUAUGACAAGAGACUUAAAGCUUUGUCUAGGUGGCAUCUACAUUCCCAUGAACAGAUAUCACAAAGAAGAUGAAGAAAUAGAAGAGAAUUAAUUUAUUUUCAAACCUUUGUUCAUUUGAUGGGAGGAUUUUCUUAAGGCAACAAGUCAUCAAAUCAAACAUCAAAAUCUGCUAUGAAUCCUGUCAUUGAUCUAAUUAGUUAUGUAAAUUAAAUGUACAUAUUGAAACUUGUGUUCCCAUCAUGUGAUCUUUUGUGUCAGUGAUGAUAUGUAUGUUGUGAUGAAAUACAUUGUUGUGAUGUACUGAAGUACAAACAUGUAAAUUUUCAUACCUGUUCUUGACUACUAAUUUUGUGUAAUUUAAAAAUUUAAUACAUGAUCAUCACUUUUGUAUA
Gryllus bimaculatus (two-spotted cricket) is the source of this 2791-nucleotide messenger RNA. The record is from the annotation of a GenBank genome assembly. NCBI's taxonomy places the organism in Eukaryota, Metazoa, Arthropoda, Insecta, Orthoptera, Gryllidae.